UUUUUUUCCUUUUUUUUUUCUUCGUUCUUGUGCAUAUAUUCCUGUUCGACAGUCAUGUCUAUGCAAUUGUCCCCUAUUGGUGCUAUUGCUCGUCGUGCAUUGACCACCGCUACGCGUCAGGCUACCACGGCCGCCAGUGCGAUGCCUUCCCGUCCACUCACUGCUGAAGAAAAGGAAAAACUGGCUCCCAUGAUUCGCGUGGAUCAAUCGGGCGAAGUGGGCGCCUACUACAUUUACAAAGGACAAAUAGCGGUGUUGGGUCACGAUCCCAAUCUGAGGCCACUUUUGCAGGAAAUGUGGGAUCAGGAAAAGAAACAUUUAAAGUAUUUCAGCGACUUGGUCGGCCACCAUCGCGUUCGUCCCAGUUUACUACGACCUAUUUGGGAAGUCGCCGGGUUCGCUGUAGGUGCCGGAACCGCAUUGCUUGGAAAAGAAGCCGCCAUGGCUUGCACUGAAGCCGUGGAAACCGUCAUUGGUCACCAUUACAACGAUCAGUUGCGUGAAUUAGCUACCAUCAAGGACGACAAUGAAGACUUGGUGCAUCUCAAAAAGAUUAUUGCCGAAUGCCGAGAUGAAGAGUUGGAACACCACGAUAUUGCCGUUGCACACGAUGCUCAGAGAGCGCCUUUCCAUUCGGCCUUGAGCGCAGUCAUCAAGCAAGGCUGCAAAACCGCCAUCUGGAUUGCAGAACGUGUAUAAACGCCUUUCUACUGACAAUCAACCCUCAUUGUAUUAUUUUAUCAUCAUUUCCCGCCGUAUUCUCCCUACUCUAGAUUCAUUGUAUUACCUCUCGCCAAUUUAUUCCAGUCUUAUUCUUGGGAAAUAGAUACAAAAUUAUA
This is a messenger RNA of Radiomyces spectabilis, 839 nucleotides long. RefSeq names its product ubiquinone biosynthesis protein COQ7. Gene Ontology annotation, biological process: ubiquinone biosynthetic process. Bases 55 to 699 code for a protein of 214 amino acids. The transcript is spliced from 2 exons. The record is from RefSeq and is a predicted model, not a curated record. Gene Ontology annotation, cellular component: mitochondrial inner membrane. Gene Ontology annotation, molecular function: 3-demethoxyubiquinol 3-hydroxylase activity. Lineage: Eukaryota; Fungi; Mucoromycota; Mucoromycetes; Mucorales; Radiomycetaceae.